GUUGAAUUUAGAAUUUUUACACAUUUUUGAUAUUAAUAGUCUAACUUAAAAAAAAGUCUAAGAAACUUCAAAAAAUACAAGACUCUCAAAAUAUUUCAAAAACCAUGAGAGAUGAGCCAGUUGUAAUUCGAUUAGCAAUUUGUGGAGCAAAAAAUAGUGGAAAAUCAGCGCUCGCGGUGAGAUUUCUAACACGAAGAUUUAUUGGAGAAUAUGAUUCUAACCAAGAUGUUAUUUUUGAGAGAUCAAUUGUAUUAGCAGAUAAAAAAGUUGAACUGCAAGUAAACGAUACUACUGAAAAGGAAUGGAUAAAAAAUCCUCAAAAGCUUAUAAAUUGGGCAACAGUAAUUGUCGUAGUGUAUUCAAUAACAGAUUAUGGAAGCUUUUUAGUGGCACGUAAUAUAUUAAAUGCAUUGCAUAGCAUAAAACCACUUUGCUCUGAACUAACUUUGCUUGUAGGAAACAAAAAAGACUUGAAACACUUUAGAACUGUCAAGAAGAGCGAAGCAAAAAAUUUAGCAAUGACUUUUGGUAUGAAGUUUAUUGAAUGUUCUGCAGCCGAAAAUUAUGAUGAAAUUCAUGGUUCUUUUACACGACUCUUUUUUUCCCAUUUACUACUUUUAAAAAAUAGUUCCGAUGAAUUGGAAGAAGAAACUCUUCCGGGAAGAAGAAAAUCAUUUCUUUCGACCCUUUUGCCAAAACCUAAUUUUGAUCAAAAUUUAACAAAUAACUUAGAACAAAAUAUAAAAGGUUUAAACAGCGCAAAACAACCGGAAGUUAAAAAUGCAAGUAAUAAAUUAUCAUUGAGAAGAAAGAUUUCUGGAAUAGGUUCUCGUUUAGUUGGGACCCAAGUUACAAAGUAGUUGUUUGUAUUUUUCUGUUUAAAUAUUAGAAAUAAAGUACGCAUUUAAAUAUAUUUAUAGAAAUAAAAGUAUGAAAGGUUGUAAAUAUGUCAAACAAUAUCUGCCAAAGAUUACGCGUUUUAUAAAACUAACUUUUGUAAAAUAUUUACGUAUCUUAGUUACGAGUAUUUAUAAUAUGUUAAUAAAUCGUUUUUUCCUAA
Messenger RNA from Hydra vulgaris (swiftwater hydra), 1060 nucleotides. Its product is annotated as ras-related and estrogen-regulated growth inhibitor-like protein. The record is from RefSeq and is a predicted model, not a curated record. Gene Ontology annotation, molecular function: GTP binding; GTPase activity. Lineage: Eukaryota; Metazoa; Cnidaria; Hydrozoa; Anthoathecata; Hydridae.